Molecule: messenger RNA, 1677 nt
Organism: Parastagonospora nodorum SN15
Lineage: Eukaryota; Fungi; Ascomycota; Dothideomycetes; Pleosporales; Phaeosphaeriaceae
Exons: 6
Coding region: 1-1677 (558 amino acids)
Molecular function (GO): ATP-dependent protein folding chaperone; ATP binding
Source: RefSeq, a predicted model, not a curated record
AUGAAGGGUAACCGAUUAGUGAUCGGCCUGGACUACGGUACUACCUACACAGGCGUGUCUUUCUGCGAGGCGUCAGACGCGAAUUCCGAUGGCCAGCACAUAGAGAUCAUCCAUGAUUGGCCCUCUCGUCAUACAAAAAUCGGCACGAAGGAGAAAGUGCCCUCCGAAGUUGCCUAUCUUGACGAAGGCAUCUGUUGGGGAUCAAACAUCCCUCCUCACGAAAAGCGCGAGAUGUGGACUAAGCUCCAGCUGGAACUUGACCACCGCCAUACAGGAGAAGCAGCCAAGAUCUCGCAAGAACUAUCGAAGUCAGGUCCACGUAAGGAGCCAGUCGAGAUUGUCGCAGAUUUCCUGGCACAGGUGAAGGCCCACCUUAUCACUAACCUGGAUAACAAGUUUGGCAAAGAGCUAUGGAGGACAUUAAGCAUCACGCUGGUGAUCACUGUGCCGGCGGUCUGGUCUGACGGCGCGAAAAAUCGCACUCUUCAAGCCGUCGACAAGGCUGGAUUCAACAAGCUCUCGUUCCCCCAGCUGAACACUCCACUUCUGGUCACGACAGAGCCCGAAGCUGCAGCUAUCUACACAAUGCGCACUCUUCGCGGCACUGCGCAGAAUGAACAGCUCACGAUUGGCGACGGCUUCAUAGUGUGCGACAUGGGCGGCGGCACGGUGGACCUGAUCGCGUAUCGGGUCAAGAGCUUACAACCUACCAUCAUCGAAGAAGCUACAGUCGGUAACGGGGCUCAGUGCGGCGGUAUCUUCGUGGAUAGGGCAUUCUUGAGAUGGCUCGAAUGUCGCCUAGGGACAUCAGACUUCGUCAAGAUCGCGGGCUGUCGCAGUGAACAGAUUCCAAGGAUUUCGUUGAGCAAGAAAGCGGCCAAGAUACUCCAGGACUUCACUUUGGAGGUCAAAACCGGCUUUUCUGGCACUGAGACCGGAUAUUUAGUGCUACCGAAUCCUCUGAGCGCGAUCGAGGAAGAUAAGGCCAGAGGCAUACGCGACGGCGAAAUAACGGUCACUGCAGAAGACACCACCUCAAUGUUCGAGACGUCGAUCUGCCGUACCUAUGAACUUCUCAACGAGCAACUACAGCGAGCAAGGAAGAACAAAGUUGAUAUCAAGUACGUUUUCUUGGUUGGUGGCUUCUCCGAAUCGCCCUACAUGCAUCGCAAGAUCAAGGAGUAUAUGGAGCAAAGCAACAUUGCUACUAUCAAGCCGAGUUAUGCUUGGUCAGCUGUAGCGCGAGGUGCCGCGGCAAAAGGUCUCGAGGGCAAGGACGGUGCAAUCUUAGCACGUAAGAGCCGCCGUCAUUAUGGAACUUCUAUGUCUGCCCCUUUCAGUCGUCGCAAGCAUAGAGCUUCCGAGGCUUACUACGACGAGUUUGAUGGUCGGAAGAUGGCAAUGGAUCAGAUGGAGUGGUUAGUUGCGAAAGGUCAAGAUCUGAAAGCCGACCAGGCAACCCAUGCAUCGGCGACAGUGUCAUCAAGCUUCUGGCCUGGCGAUUCACGUCGAAUGCAUGAUGUGCCUGAAUCCUGCCUAGAGCAUAUGAUCAGCACAAACGGCAAGCGCUUCUACGACAUUGAAGGCGUUGUCAACAUCUCUAUGCAGGCUUCUCUGGAGUUCUUCGUCACAGUCAAUGGCAAGAGGUAUGGGUCUCUGAUUGCGCAAUACGACUAG